Messenger RNA from Ostrinia nubilalis (European corn borer), 842 nucleotides. RefSeq names its product neuronal synaptobrevin-like. NCBI's taxonomy places the organism in Eukaryota, Metazoa, Arthropoda, Insecta, Lepidoptera, Crambidae. Gene Ontology annotation, biological process: vesicle fusion; vesicle-mediated transport. Gene Ontology annotation, cellular component: SNARE complex; plasma membrane. The transcript is spliced from 5 exons. Bases 9 to 326 code for a protein of 105 amino acids. The record is from RefSeq and is a predicted model, not a curated record. Gene Ontology annotation, molecular function: syntaxin binding; SNAP receptor activity.
UAGAUAUUAUGAAAACAAAUUACGAAAAAGUGUUGGAGAGAGACGUGAAGUUAUCGGAACUGGAUGAUAGAGCAGAUGCUCUUCAAUAUGGUGCCUCACAAUUCGAGCAGCAAGCGAAAAGUUUGAAGAACAAGUUUUGGUUACAAAACUUAAAGAUGAUGAUCAUAAUGGGGCUAAUCGGUCUAGUCAUUAUAGGUCUACUGUACGUUCGAUACCGUGGCACGCCCAGCGUGACCAGCAUCACUGGUGGUGGAAGCGAUGCUGCAGUGGCCCCGGCACCGGCUCCAACGGCAGACAACGCAGUGGUGCCCACCAACCCACAUUAAAAAUACACGUAACACAGCCCGGCGUCUUUUGGACGAAAUACUUAAAAAAAAAAUUUAGUUAUAAGUAAAUAAUGUUGUGUUGUGUAACUCUCAAUGAAUUGAUAACGGGUUAUUUUACUAGAUUACAUAGGUAAUUAUUUAUGUUUAUAUGUAAGAAAGUACUUACUAUACAACGAUGGCUACAUUAGUUUUACAUUUACAAGAAAAAAUAUUAUACUAGACAUGUAAAGUAUAAAAGUUAAUUACUUAUUUAUUUAUGUAUAAUAUGUUGUAGGUAAAGCAAAAUCUAUGAAAAUUAUGAAAAAUAAUAACCUAAGUGUAAUGAAAAAUGUAAAAUAUGAAUUCAAUACUUAUGAAUGUUGUACAAUAUUCGGGUAAUACCCAUUAUUCUUCAUGAAAAUUAUAGUCGGACUAUGACAUCUUGAGCUGUGAAUAAAUUCUUUUGCGUGCCUUGUAUUGAUUAGACUUUACUAUACUUCAACUGUAGUCACGAGUAUUAAAUACCAAUGACAGAGU